ACUUAUAUAUACUUUCGCCGCAGUCGCGCGAGGUAGUAAACAGUGUCGCAUGCAGUCACUGGCUGCUUAUAUAGAGUUUGCUUUCGAGAUUAUUUUCACGAACGAAAAUAGAGGAUUUUUUACUGGGAAUCGCUGGAACAAAGACGGCAGGCAUUUUCCACGUGGUCUCAAGGCGGCCUGCGUGAGCUCGACGAAUCUCCUUGACGAGGACAAAGGACGUCGAUUAUUUUCAAUCUCGGCUCGACUUUUUAUUUACGCUCCCGAUGACCCUGGCUGCCGAGUGCCGGCCAUUCCGUGACACCGAGGAUCGCACGCACGAUGUUGCCCAACGAAUACAUGAACAGACGUAUGUUGGGGCACCCUGCAUUCAGAGAUGAUGAGGACGAUGAUACGGAUGAUGAGUUUUAUAUUAGCCCAGAAUACGACAGCUCAGAUAUGAGUGAUGUUGAGGAAAUUUCCAGCGAAUCGUCUGAUCACAGUACGACCUCUGAAGAUUCGGAUUCCGAUGGUUCGAUUUCACACAACGAUGAUGAUGAGAUUGCGGUAGUUGAGUUAAGAGAGGAUAAUAAUGGAGGUAAUAAUGGAGCUGAACGAGAAGUCCGUGACAGUGUACCCAAUCAAGCUCCAGUGGCGGUAUUGGUCAACAAUGUGCAGGAAAACCGUGACCACGACGAUUAUGUCAGCCCAGCUGCAAAGAGAAUAAGACUUGAUCCCGAAGUAUCCACACUGCCCCGACAAAGUGUUGCUCCAGAACCUGCUGACGAUGAUGUUGACAAGUGCUCGAUUUGCUUGGACACAUGGGACAACUGCGGAGAACACAGACUCUGUGCCAUAAAAUGCGGUCACUUAUUCGGACAUAGUUGCAUUACUCAGUGGUUGAGCGCCAGACACAAUAGAUGUCCUGAAUGUAAUGCCAAAGCUGGACCACGAGAUGUACGAGUUUUGUAUGCAAAAAAACUUGUUGCUGUAGAUACGUCUGAAUUAAAUAAAGUUAAAAUAGCACUAAAAGAUGAAGUAGAUAAAAGGAUGAGAUGUGAGAAAGAAGUUGAGAGUUUGAGAGGUUUGAGAGAUUAUCAUCAAAGAGAAAUUAGUGAGUUAAAUCUCAAGUACAGAGAGCUUGAAAAAAAGUAUGCAGAGAGUCUUCAAAGGAGAAGUUUGCUAUCCAUUGAUACUUCUGCACCAUUAGAAAUUGUUAAAACAUUUGACAUUAAGAGUGGACGAGUAACAAUUUACAAUUCCACACAUAAUUAUCUUUAUACAUCUUCUUCAAAAUCAGUUUACAGACUUUUUAUGGAUAACAUGACGUUAUCACCUCCAUAUCAAUUACAUAAUUUGGAAAUUAGAGAUAUGUGUUUCCAACCUCAAGGAGAGAACACAUUACUUACAGUUGGAUUAGAUAAAAAAUUGGUCCUUGUAGAUGUUAGAUCAUCUAAUAUGAUACGACAAAUUCAAACAGACAUUGCGUUAUGGAGCUGCUGCUGGUCCAAAAAUGAAAGAAAUACAUUUUGUGUCGCUGGAACAAGAGGAACCAUUUAUGAAUAUGACAUAAGAAGUUUCCAAAAGGAAAAUAUUAAUGCUGGAUGUGAUGAUAAAUCACCUGUUGUAUCUCUUCACUCUGUACCAAAGAAUUGCCCAGCUCUCUUGACAGGAGGAUAUUUAUCAUGUCAAUUGCAGUCAUGCUCAGCUUAUGCUGCUAAAGGAAGCAAGUAUGCGCAAAAUCUAAUAAACUUAAAAGGACCCUUUACAUCACUCAGAUUUAAUGAAAAAAAUAAUCAUGUCAUACUAUCGUGCAGAGGAAAUGAUGAAGAGCCUGAUAUAAGGCAUCUAGUGUGUUCUCUUGAAAGAAACGAGAACCAAGUAAACUUUAAUGUUGUCCACACUUUCAAAACUGGAAGUAGUGCUAAAUUUCUAUCAAAGCCAUGUUUUGUGAAUUUAAAAGACGAAACAUUAAUAGCAGCUUUCAGUGAAAGUGAAAAAAAAAUUAAAGCUUGGAAUAUGUCUACUGGAGAAGAACAAUAUUCAUUUCCUUAUAAAGGAAAUGCACUUGAUAUGUGCUCAAUAGAAAAUAAUGGCUUAUUUCAAGCGGUGCUCUCUACAGACUCCCUUGAGCUUUAUAAAUCCAAACAAUAUUAAGUGCAUAAGUUCUUGUAUAAUACUGUACAAAAUAAUAAAUAAUAUUGAUUUUUUUUA
Trichogramma pretiosum is the source of this 2190-nucleotide messenger RNA. It is a transcript of the gene Rfwd3, whose product is annotated as E3 ubiquitin-protein ligase RFWD3-like. The transcript has 4 exons. Gene Ontology annotation, cellular component: nucleus. Gene Ontology annotation, molecular function: protein binding; ubiquitin protein ligase activity. The record is from RefSeq and is a predicted model, not a curated record. Gene Ontology annotation, biological process: protein ubiquitination; interstrand cross-link repair. Bases 319 to 2133 code for a protein of 604 amino acids. Lineage: Eukaryota; Metazoa; Arthropoda; Insecta; Hymenoptera; Trichogrammatidae.